AUGGAUAACACAAAAGGAGAAAAUUGCAAGUUUGCAGAUGAUGGCACUUUAUGGCAUAAGGGGAAAGACAUAAAGGAAAUGAAAGAAAGAACUUCAGAGGAUGUCAAAACUAUUUUAAAAUGGACAGAAAAAUGGAGAAUUAAUGUAAACCUGGAAAAGUGUGAAGUAUGCCUAUUCUCAAAAGGCAACACAGAUGCAGAGCAGAAAACAUUAAAAGUCAACUCCUUCUCCUAUAGAUAUAGUCCAACACCGAAGCUACUUGGAGUAACUCUAGACGAGAAGCUUAAAUUUGACACCCACAUCAAUCUGAUGCAGAAGAGGGCAAAUAAUGCAAUAUAUGUAAUUAGAGAUAUUAAGGGCAUGGGAGGAAUAUCAAGAUCAAAACUACUCCAAAUAUACAACAGCAUGGUUAGAUCUAUCAUGGAGUAUGCAUGCCCAGUCUGGCAAAUAACAUCUGCAGAGAAUAUGAAGAAAUUAGAAGCUGUACAAAGAAAAGGCUUGUCAAUAUGCCUAGGACUACCAGGAACAUCAGGUAGAGAGGCAAUGGAAGUUGAAGCCAACAUACAACCCAUAGACCUCAGAAUAGAGGAAAUAUCAGUACGUGAACUGGCAAAAAUACAAUCAAAGAACAUAGCAGAACCAAUUAAACAACAACUAGAACAGUAUUUAACAAACAACGCAACCUAUGAACAACAGGAUUCUCCAUUUGGUAAAGCUAUAAACCAAUCCAUAGACAUGUUCAAAGCCACAAAAGUUGACAUCAAACUUAUAGAACCAGAAUUCACAUACAAAGCUGGUGUAGAUGUCAUGCUAAGGAGAUCACCAAGUUAUUGGAGUCGUCUAGGUAGCUCAAAGAACAGAACAGCCGAACAAACUGUUGAAAGUAAACAGGUUGUAAAGGACCUAUUAGGAGACAGCACAGACUCAACAGUAGUGGCAUUCACUGAUGGUUCAUGUCAAGGUAACCCGGGACCAUGUGGGGCAGGAGCAGUAGUAUAUUCUGGAAAUAGCCAAGGCAUAAGUCUAAAGAGGCCAGUAGCUAAUAGAGGAUCGAUACUUCUUGCUGAACUAGUAGCCAUACUAAUGGUCCUGGAGCACUGUAUAACGACUAUAAAGGACCAGUUUUCUGAGCUUAAAAUACUGUCAGAUAGCCAGACUGCUGUAGGCAUCUUGACUCUGAACUGGAAAUCUUCUAACUACAUCGACACAAUUACUGAUAUCAAAGAAUGCAUGGGAACGCUCUUAAGACACGGCAUACUAACAACCCUAUCUUGGAUCCCAGGCCAUGCUAAUAUAGCCGGGAACGAGAUAGCGGACCAGUUGGCAAAAGACGCUGCAAAAGAGGCCUCAUCACUAAAUGAUCAGUAUAAUGUCAUAACCAUGUCAGAUGUAAGAUGUGCAGUCAAGAUGUCUACAAAACUCAAAUGGCAAAGCAGAUGGACAAUUAGUGAAACUGGAAGACAGCUUUUCAACCUAAUUCCUAUCGUUGGUAAGGACGCACAACUAGACAAGCCUAACAACCAAAUAGGAAGAAUAUUGUCAGAAAUAAGAACGGGCUACAGCAGACUUAACAAAUACAGAAACCAAAUCGGUCAAUCCCUCACGCCAUAUUGUGAAUGCGGAGAAGAAGAAACAUCAGAACACUUCCUGCUAUACUGCCCAAGAUACCAACAAGAAAGAGAGGACAUGCGAAUACAAAUGGAACUACUUAACAUCGAUCCAACAAAUAUACAGUCAAUACUAGCACCACCAAAAAGAGAAACCUACGAAGCAACAUCGCAAAUUGUAGGGGAAUAUAUUACAAAAUCAGGGAGAUUCCAAGAACUUGCAAUCCCUGAUUCCCGAUCCUGCGCCUAA
Mytilus trossulus (common blue mussel) is the source of this 1857-nucleotide messenger RNA. RefSeq lists its product as uncharacterized. Lineage: Eukaryota; Metazoa; Mollusca; Bivalvia; Mytilida; Mytilidae. Gene Ontology annotation, biological process: DNA replication, removal of RNA primer. Bases 1 to 1857 code for a protein of 618 amino acids. The record is from RefSeq and is a predicted model, not a curated record. Gene Ontology annotation, molecular function: nucleic acid binding; RNA-DNA hybrid ribonuclease activity. The transcript has a single exon.